AUGCAGCGUUCCCUCUUCACUCAAACCCCCUCCUCCUCCGCCAUCCCCCUCCGCUCCGACACCCCAAACUCUCACCCCACACACACCCCCGAUGUCCUAGUCAUCGGCGGCGGCUUCGCAGGCUGCUACCUCCUGCACCAUCUGCGCCUGCGCGGCUUCACCGCCAAAAUCAUCGAGUCCGGCACCGACCUCGGUGGCACAUGGCACUGGAACAGCUACCCCGGCGCGCGCGUGGAUUCGCAAUGGCCCGUGUACGCGCUCAACAUACCAGAAAUCUACAGGAAGUGGAAAUGGAGCGAGCACUACCCGGGGCACGAGGAGAUUAAGCGGUAUUUCAGGUUUGUUGGGGAGGAGUUGGGGCUGUAUAGGGAUUGUGUGUUUGGCGAGACGGUUGUUGAUGUUGGCUGGGAUGAAGGUAGUAAGAGUUGGAAGGUAAGGACGGAGAAAGGGUUGUUGGUGCAUGCGAAACAUGUUAUUGCGUGCACCGGGUUUGCGGCGAAGAGGUAUUUUCCCGAUUGGAAGGGGCUAGAUACGUUCAAGGGCGAGAUGCAUCAUAGUAGUUUCUGGCCCAAGGGCGGCGUCGAUGUUAAAGGGAAGAAAGUUGCGGUGGUGGGCACGGGGGCAACGGGCGUGCAGAUUAUUCAGGAGUGGGCGAAGGAGGUGGGGGAUGAGGGGAAACUUACGGUUUUUCAGCGGACGCCGCAGUUGGGGUUUCCGAUGCAGCAGAGGAAGAUUAGCGAGGAGGAGAAUGAGGAGAUGAUGGCGGAGAUUGAGGGGAUUAUGGAGACAAGUCGGAGGACAAGGGGUGGGUUUGCGUUUGACUCUGAGAGAGUGUUGAAGACGUUUGAUCAUGAUGAGGAGGAGAGGGAGCGGUAUUUUACGAAUUUAUGGGAGAAGGGCGGAUUCAGGUUCCACGGAAUGAGCUACAGCGACAUGCUGACAGACGAGAAGGCCAAUGAUGAGGCAUAUAAGUUUUGGGCGAAGAAAGUCAGAGCGAGAAUUAAGGACCCAAGGAAGAGAGAACUGCUUGCUCCACUCAAGAAACCUCACCUCCUAGGUGGCAAGCGACCGAGUAUGGAGCAGUGGUAUUACGACAUUUUCGACCAGCCAAACGUUGACAUUGUCGAUGUCAGGGCGAAUCCAAUUGAGGAGAUCGUUCCAGAAGGCAUCCGGACAGCAGACGGGACUUUGCACGAAUUUGACACGAUCGCUCUGGCUACAGGCUUCGAUAGCGUUACGGGCGGACUGAAAGCCAUCAACAUCCGAGGAACAGAGGGACUGUUGAAGGACAAGUGGGAAAAAGGCAUUUGGACUCAUCUCGGCAUGACUGUCUCGUCAUUUCCGAACUUCUUCAUAGUGUACGGACCGCAGGCACCGACAGCGUUUGCCAAUGGACCAAGUGCAGUCGAACCGCAAGCCGACUGGAUCAUCGCAGUGUUGGACGACAUGAGAAAACAAGGAAAGCAGAGAAUCGAAGCCACGGAAGAAGCAGAGAAGAAGUGGAAGGAGCGAGUCAUCGCCCACAGUGUGGCAACGCUGAGACACACUGUACCGAGCGGAUGGAAUGGCGGAAACAUACCAGGCAAGGUGCAAGAACCAUUAUCGUACGCUGGUGGCCUGUCGGAAUACAGAGAGAGGAUAGACGAAGUCCGACAGCAGGGCAUGACGGGCUUCACUGUUAGUUGA
This is a messenger RNA of Parastagonospora nodorum SN15, 1686 nucleotides long. RefSeq lists its product as hypothetical. The transcript is spliced from 2 exons. Bases 1 to 1686 code for a protein of 561 amino acids. The record is from RefSeq and is a predicted model, not a curated record. Gene Ontology annotation, molecular function: oxidoreductase activity. NCBI's taxonomy places the organism in Eukaryota, Fungi, Ascomycota, Dothideomycetes, Pleosporales, Phaeosphaeriaceae.